Cylas formicarius (sweet potato weevil) is the source of this 1768-nucleotide messenger RNA. RefSeq names its product putative tricarboxylate transport protein, mitochondrial (gene sea). Gene Ontology annotation, biological process: mitochondrial citrate transmembrane transport. Bases 499 to 1449 code for a protein of 316 amino acids. Lineage: Eukaryota; Metazoa; Arthropoda; Insecta; Coleoptera; Brentidae. The transcript has 6 exons. The record is from RefSeq and is a predicted model, not a curated record.
CAGUGAUUAUUCCAUCUGACUGUUAUUUUUACCGAGUUUGUACAUAAACAAGGCUGUCAUAAGGAGAUUAAAGUUGUUGCUUCUUGUUCUAUCAGAACAUUUUGAUUUACACAUACAUGUUAUCUUAUAGCUCUAUAUCUUCGAGUUUGAUUUUGAUAUUGGCAUUCGAAAAUACAUUUAAAAGAUAAUUGCGAUAUAUAAGUUUUUACAUCCGUCCUUAAAUGAAAUAUAUCGUAAAAUUACAACAGAAUAUUAAUAGGUUCCGAUAAAUGCACAUAAUUAAAUAACGCUACUAAGCAGUUCAUUUAUUGCUAGAAUCGUGUAAAGGUCAAGUAGCUUAGCGUCCUUCAAAUGUUUUGAGCAUUUCUCGAUAAAUACUUUUUUUAGCCUUUCACUGAUGGCAUUAUUUGUUAUGUAAAUUUUACUAGAGCAGAUAUUAGUAUUUAAUUAGUUUUAGCUUUUAAGUAUACAUGUGCCUGGUGGCCGUAAGAUUUAAAAAUGGAUCCGGUUGCUCCCCAUUUCGUAUAUCCCUUCCGACGACCUUGGCUUAGGGAAAACGGAGCCGCGGCCGCUGCUGGUGGCUCUAGCAAAGGUGUAAAAGGCGUCAUAGCCGGUGGCAUCACUGGCGGUAUCGAAAUAUGCAUAACCUUCCCUACAGAAUAUGUCAAAACUCAACUCCAACUUGAUGAAAAAGGUGCUGCCAAGAAGUACAAUGGCAUUGCAGACUGUGUCAAGAAAACCGUGAAAAGUCAUGGAUUUUUUGGGCUUUAUAGGGGUUUAAGUGUCUUGCUGUAUGGUUCAAUUCCCAAAAGUGCUGUAAGAUUUGGUGCCUUUGAAACGUUCAAGGGUGCGAUGAUACAGCCCGAUGGCACUUUAUCGCCGGGGGGUAGAUUGUUGUGUGGUCUUGGAGCAGGUGUGUCGGAAGCUAUUUUCGCCGUCACUCCCAUGGAAACGGUCAAAGUAAAAUUUAUUAACGACCAAAGGAGCGCCAAUCCGCGGUUCAAGGGUUUUUUUCACGGCGUCGGCAUCAUCAUAAAGGAACAGGGGAUCGGGGGAGUGUACAAGGGAUUGACGGCGACGAUAAUGAAACAGGGUAGCAACCAGGCAAUUAGAUUUUUCGUUAUGGAAAGUCUUAAAGACUUGUACAAGGGCGGGGAUCAAGAAAAGAAGGUUCCAAAGUGGCUGGUGGGACUAUUUGGCGCGGUCGCUGGUGCGGCGUCGGUGUUUGGUAACACGCCCCUGGACGUAGUGAAAACCAGAAUGCAGGGACUCGAAGCCUCCAAGUACAAAAAUACCCUGGAUUGUACUAUCCAGAUCUGGAAAAAUGAGGGCGCGUGGGCCUUUUACAAAGGUACUGUGCCUAGAUUAGGCAGGGUUUGUUUAGACGUUGCCAUCACAUUCGUGAUAUAUGACAGCUUCAUGGAAGUAUUCAACAAAAUCUGGCCAUAGAAGCUAUUUGAACUUCGUAUCAGGGAUCCUAGCUGUAGGUACUGCUUUAUUGCAUUUCGAGGGGCAUUUCCAAUAUAUUCUUAAUGUACUAAAAAAUUACACAUUCCCGAAGUUUUUUACAUUGAUCAACAAAAAUGUUAAGGACAAACUGCCAAACUUUAUAUAUUUGUUAAUUUUAUUAAUUUAUUAUCAAUUGUUUAUUGUUAUUGAUUGUUUUUGUCGAGUUUUUUUUGUUUACAAAGAACGCAUUUACACCACCAAAUUUUAUGUUUGUGACAUUUUUGUUGUUUAUAUUGAAAAUAUAUGACUAUUGAAUAAG